AUGCGGCAUCCAUUGGAUGCAAGUAAAUUGGUCAGACCCCCGCGCGGGUCGCCUGCCGAACUACCCCGAAUUCAAUUCGACUUCUCAAACCCUGAAUUGAGAAAACGAGAGCUUGCAACGGCAGAGCAGCGCCGAAAAGAGGUCAAGCAAGCUUUCCAAAAGACUUGGGCUUCAUACGAACAGUUCGCAUGGGGACGCGAUGAACUCAAGCCAUUGAGCUUGACUGGUACUGAUACCUUUGGUGGGUGGGCCGCUACCAUCUGCGACAACCUCGACACGCUAUGGCUUCUGGGUAUGAAGCGAGAGUUUUACAAGGCUGUCGACUAUGUUUCCCGCAUGGACUGGGACUUGCCUACUAGUGACGGAUUCAACGUUUUCGAAACCACCAUCAGGCAUCUUGGCGGUUUACUCUCAGCGUAUGAGCUCAGCGGAGAGAGCGCCUUGCUGGCCAAGGCGAUUGAGAUAGGAGAUUUGCUGUAUGGCACAUUCGAUAACGCCGAACAUAUGCCACCGCAUACUAUCAGAUUCAGAGAUCUCAAGGAGGGAAGAGGCCACCCUGAGCCGCGACAGAGUGCUGCUAGUUUGGGCAGUAUGAGUAUGGAGUUUACUCGUCUUUCACAGCAGACGGGAAACCCCAAGUACUACGAUGCGAUUGACUUUAUCACCAGUGCAUUUGAGAGGACGCAGAAUGAGACCGCAAUUCCUGGACUAUGGCCAAUUCAGAUCAACGCGCAGGAUGGUUUCCGAGUUACUGACGACACGUUUGGCCUGGGCGCUAACGGCGACUCGCUUUACGAGUAUCUCAUCAAGCAAUACGUUCUUCUGCAGGGUCUCGAACCAAAGUAUGAGACGAUGUAUGUCAAGGCUGCCGAUGCUGCUAUUAAGCAUUUGAUGUUCCGACCAAUGUUGCCGGAAAAGGAGGACGUGCUUAUGCUAGGUGAAGCUGAUAUCGCUCCCCGAAGCAAAGAGAUCCGGUUAAAGACAGAUGUGGAACAUCUCACAUGUUUCGCAGGAGGCAUGUACGCCCUCGGAGGAAAGGCUCUGGGACGAGAUGACCACGUUAUCAUCGGCGAGAAACUCGCUCGAGGAUGCGCAAAAGCCUACUCCGCCUACCCAACAGGCCUCAUGCCCGAAAUCGUCCACGUUGAACGCUGUCCAACUCUCGAACCCUGCGACUUCAAUCCAAGCUCCCACAAAAAGCCCCUCGGUUUCCGCGCCAGAGACUCAACUUACCUCCUCCGCCCCGAGACCAUUGAGAGCAUCUUCUACCUCUACCGCAUCACCGGAAAAGAAGAGUUUCGCGACAUUGCGUGGAACAUGUGGACUUCUAUCCGCGCUGCUGCUGAGACGAAGGAGGCGUUUGCGGCGGUGGAGGAUGUCGGUGCUGAGGAGGUCAAGCUUAAGGACUAUAUGGAGAGUUUCUGGAUGGCAGAGACUUUGAAGUAUUUCUAUCUCAUUUUUGCGGAUGAGGAGGUCAUCAGUCUGGAUGAGUGGGUGUUUAACACGGAGGCUCACCCUUUGAGAAGGGGUGUGAAUUGA
Messenger RNA from Fusarium coffeatum, 1539 nucleotides. RefSeq lists its product as uncharacterized. Bases 1 to 1539 code for a protein of 512 amino acids. Gene Ontology annotation, molecular function: mannosyl-oligosaccharide 1,2-alpha-mannosidase activity; calcium ion binding. Gene Ontology annotation, biological process: carbohydrate metabolic process; N-glycan processing. Lineage: Eukaryota; Fungi; Ascomycota; Sordariomycetes; Hypocreales; Nectriaceae. The transcript has a single exon. Gene Ontology annotation, cellular component: endoplasmic reticulum; Golgi membrane. The record is from RefSeq and is a predicted model, not a curated record.